UCUCGUGGUGGCGAGACGCGCUUUUUUCCUGCGCUCAUUGGCGACUCGAGAACGACAUGUUCAUAACCCCAUUCAGGAGGACGAUCAUGGGACCAGGAACGAAUCUUUGUGGCAUUCAUCCUCAUUCAUCUAAUCGAAGCAACAUGAAAUGGAGCGCCGGCAGGAUCCUGAAGGUCGCUCUCCCGGUGGUCGUCCUCGCCGUCUUCACCUUCGUCUCCCAGCCAAGAAACCUGAGCCUCUUAAGGGACAACCAUAACGUCACCCUUGUCUUAUCGGCCAGGCAGAUAAAGGCCCUUACCGAGACGAGGAAGCCGGAACAGACGCAAGAGAAAGGUGAAAUAGAGGAAUCAAAAAGGGAAAAGCCUCUAGCUCCUGAAAAUAUCGUGGUGAUUAACAAUAAAGUGUACGAUCGAAAUGAAGUGAACCUGACGGCGAUACAGACGGAGCCGCAGAAGAAGGUUCACGUCAGCAAGAAAGAAAACCGAACUCGAUCUUGGCCUCCGACGCUGGAGCUCUCUGACGCUGCCUUCCUCCAGCACCUUGACUACUCGAAGUACAGGCCCAAGGAGCGCUCCAUCCUGAAGGCGCGGGUCGGCGUGUUCGUGGAGCGGGCGCGGCGGGCGGGCCGAGCGUGCCGCGGCGCCCCACCGGACAGCCGCAUGCCCGAGCGCAGUCGCUUCGUGUGGGAUCGCAAGCACUCGCCCAGCAUCGUCUUCUGUCCCAAUUACAAGGUAGCCUCAACAACUUGGAUGUCGAACUUUCUCAAGUUAGCGCACUAUAAUGAAGACAAUCCGGCCAUUCCCGAUAACUUACCGAAAGCAAGGCGAGAGAAAAUGCAGCUCAUGGCGAAGUACGGAGCUAAGCAUGACGUCGUGUUUAAGCUUUAUCCGACUCCCUCCUCGGAUGCUGAGAAGCUGAAGGUGAUGAGCGAAAGCGUCAGGGUCACCGUCGUCAGGCAUCCCUUCGCCAGACUCCUCUCCGGUUACCGAGACAAAAUGACGAAGAUGCGACCGAGUCCGGUUAAGUUCGGCUUCCGCAAAAUCCAGCAGGAGAUCAUCGCCAAAUACCGAAGUCACGUGACCAACAACACUUCACCCUUCCCGACUUUCGAAGAGUUUGUUCGCUAUGUGAUCGACUCCACGGGGAACCUAACCACGGCGAGAGACUGGGAGAAGAAUAUCAACUGCUGGGUGCCAUACUGGGCCCAGUGUAGCGUCUGUGCCACUGACUACACCCUGAUUAUGAAACUGGAAACAAUGGCCGAAGAUGAACAGUUUCUCGUCGUCCUCUCCAACCUCAAAGAACUAAAGGGUAAAAAAGGCAAAAACUGGAAGCACCUGAACGGCCAGAGUUCUCACGACGCCGCCCCUCAGUACUACAGGGAACUGACGAAGGCGCAGAUGAGGAGCCUGUACGAACGAUACAAGAUGGACUUCGAUCUCUUCGGCUACGACAUCGAUAACUUUCUGGCCAUCGCUAAGGACGCGGAGGCUGGAGGAGUGAAGGGAGUAACGCUGGGGAAGGAGGGAGAAGGAGGAGAUGAUGAGGAAGAGGAUGAGGAUGAGGCAAUUUCUUCGCAAAUUGAUAAUAACGGUAAUCAAGAAGGCGUAAAACCCAGGAAACUCAGCAACCCUCUGCCCCAGUAUUGCGACGAAAAGACAAAAAAGCCGUUGAAAGCGACGGAAACUCGGACGGAAUUCGUAGCGUAUGACGUAAGCGAGGCAGUGACGUCCAGCACGAUAGAACCAAUCAGAUAUUAA
Penaeus chinensis is the source of this 1760-nucleotide messenger RNA. RefSeq lists its product as uncharacterized. Gene Ontology annotation, cellular component: membrane. The record is from RefSeq and is a predicted model, not a curated record. The transcript has 10 exons. NCBI's taxonomy places the organism in Eukaryota, Metazoa, Arthropoda, Malacostraca, Decapoda, Penaeidae. Bases 57 to 1760 code for a protein of 567 amino acids. Gene Ontology annotation, molecular function: sulfotransferase activity. Gene Ontology annotation, biological process: carbohydrate biosynthetic process.